AUGUUCUCUCGUGCCGUCCGCCCGGCCCUCAGGGCUGGCAGUGCUGCUGUUACUCGCACUGCCCCGCCCAAUGCCGCCAACUUCGCGACCCUGCGUGAAAUUGAGGGCCGUCUCAAGUCCAUCAAGAACAUCGAGAAGAUCACCAACACUAUGAAGAUUGUUGCCUCGACCCGUCUCACUCGUGCCCAGAAGGCUAUGGAUGAGUCUCGUGCCUACGGAGAGACUUCCAACACCGUCUUCGAGAAGGCUGAGACUAAGCCUCUGGAGGACCAGAAGACUCUGUUCGUCGUUGCUAGCUCCGACAAGGGUCUUUGCGGUGGUAUUCACUCUGGUCUGAGCAAGGCCACUCGUCGCAUGCUGGAGACUCACCCCAAUGCCGACAUCGUCAUUCUCGGCGAGAAGGCCAAGGCCCAGCUGACCCGUUUCGCUCCGGAGAAGAUCCUCAUGAGCUUUUCCAACGUCUGCAAGGAUAUUCCCACCUUUGCCGAUGCCCAGGCCAUCGCCGACCAGAUCUCCCUCCUGCCCACCGACUACAGCAGCGUCAAGAUCGUCUACAACAGCUUCAUCAACGCCCAGAGCUACGAGGCCACCACCAUCGAAGCUUUCUCCGAGGAGACCAUCACCCAAUCCGCCAACAUUUCCGCCUUCGAGAUUGACGAUGAGGCCCUUGCUGGUCUCCGCGAGUACGCCCUUGCCAACAACCUCUACUGGGCCAUGGCUGAGGGCCACGCCUGCGAGAUCUCCGCUCGUCGCAACGCCAUGGAGAACGCCUCCAAGAACGCUGGAGAGAUGAUCAACAAGUUCCAGAUUCUUUACAACCGUCAGCGUCAAGCCGCCAUUACCGGUGAGCUGGUUGAGAUUAUCACCGGUGCCACCGCUUCCGCGGACAUGUAGAAGCCU
Messenger RNA from Penicillium argentinense, 900 nucleotides. Its product is annotated as F1F0 ATP synthase subunit gamma. The record is from RefSeq and is a predicted model, not a curated record. NCBI's taxonomy places the organism in Eukaryota, Fungi, Ascomycota, Eurotiomycetes, Eurotiales, Aspergillaceae. The transcript has 5 exons. Gene Ontology annotation, biological process: proton motive force-driven ATP synthesis. Gene Ontology annotation, molecular function: proton-transporting ATP synthase activity, rotational mechanism. Bases 1 to 894 code for a protein of 297 amino acids.